AUGGACAAAUGCUUCUUGUUGGUCUUCAUCCUCUUCUGCUUCAUUGGGGCAGUGACACUACUGACGUGCAUAACGUGCCACCUUUACCUGAACAAAGAUCGUUGUAGAAAAAGCUUGGGUGUUUGUUUUGCUGGGAAGGAUGAGACAUGCAUGACCUUAAAGAUCUUCAAGGGUGUUGAUCUCCAGUUAUUAUAUAUGGAGUGUCAGAAAUUCUGCAAAAACUUGACGUAUGAUCUCAACGGUCAGACUUAUGUUCAGAAAUGCUGCAACCGUGAUUACUGUAACUUUGAACCCUGA
This is a messenger RNA of Pteropus alecto (black flying fox), 297 nucleotides long. RefSeq names its product prostate and testis expressed 3 (gene PATE3). The coding region runs from base 1 to 297 and encodes 98 amino acids. The record is from RefSeq and is a predicted model, not a curated record. Lineage: Eukaryota; Metazoa; Chordata; Mammalia; Chiroptera; Pteropodidae. The transcript has 3 exons.